GUGGCCCCAUGCUGGCAGCCUGUGUCUUUAAGGAGCCAUGUAAAGAAGGCGUGUUCAAACGCACUACUGAGGCAGCAGGAAGAGGCAUUGUAGUGAGUUAUUGCGCUUCAGAGCAGCAGCACCGCUUCUGAGGAUGCGGUGACAGCAGCAGUAACAUUUCUCCGAAAAAAGCACAGCCUGUAUGUCUAACAGUGUUAUUUGGAUUCCCGUGAACUGCUGAUCUGAGCAUUUUACAUUUCCUUUCCUUUGAUGAAUGCACCUCCUUUGUAAGCCUGCUGGGGGCCUAAAAGUGGAGCUGCACCCGGUAUUUAUGAAUGGGAUGCUCGAUUCCCAUGCUGACUGGAAUUGAGGAGCAUCAAUAUUCAUUCCAAGGUCUCCAACAAGGAUUGAACUGAAGAUUUUGGAGCUCUUUUUGUAGCCUGACUGCAUCGCUCUACUACCUCUUUGUGCAAAUAACAAACUCCUAAUCAGCCACCAUGCCAAUCCUAAAACAACUAGUGUCCGGCUCCUCACAGACCAAGCGUCGCUCACGCAUGGACUUGACCAGGGAGAUGAUCAGUGCUCCACUGGGCGACUUCCGUCACACCAUGCAUGUAGGCCGCAGUGGUGAUGCCUUCGGUGACACCUCCUUUCUCAGUUCCCGUUCAGGAGAACCUCCAUCUGAGACCACAUCCUUCCCCCGCUCUCCCCGACCUGGCCUCCUGUCUCGCACUUUCAGGAGUAGCAAACGCUCCCAGUCUGUGAGCAGAGUGGACCAGCAGAGAGACAACUCUCUGGUGGUCCCUGGAGAGUCACCUACCUACGUGAAGAAUGCCAUGUCCUUGCCCUUCCUCAAUGAUGAAGACAGAGUGGACCAUAUGGUGGCAAAGAGUCUGUCCUCAAGUCCUUUAAAGCAGCAUGAUGAGAUGGAUGAGAGAGGUGCAGCAGCAGCCCAUCACUUCCUGGAGCUGGAAGAACAGAGCUUUGGUGAGUUGACUGAGCUUCCAGAAAGCUCUCGCCACUUUGGAGGUGGAAUGAAGCAUGCCGAGUCAGUUAUGUCUUUUCAUGUCGACCUGGGACCCUCAAUGCUGGGUGAAAUCCUGGGAGUGAUGGAGAAGGAGGAGGAUGAUCUUGGCUAUGAGGAAGGCAAGAGCAGUGAGGGCCGCGCCUCACCACCUCUCAGCACCCACGGAGAAGAAGAGGAAGACAUGGAGAGAGGACACGAUGAAAGUACAAAGGAGCAGGUGGUAGCAGAGGAAGAAGAAGAAGAAUUGCAGCAGCAGGCCUCUUUACAUCCAGCCAGCUCUAUAGAUCUGGAGCCUGAGCAUGGUGGAUCCUACACUCCAGAGUACACUCCAGAGACACGGCCAAAACACUUGCAGCAUCUAGACAGCUGUUCCAUGUCCAGCUCUGGCUCUGCUGCCCUGGAUGAGAAACCAAACAGCCAGACAUAUGCAGGAGAUACAGACAGCGCCACCUUCAGUGCCCCACCCGAGGAGGAGAGCAACUUCUCCUCUUUCUUGGAAGAUGAAGAUGAUGAGAUCCGUGUAUGAGAUUCUAAAGCCUUUGAAAAAGAAAAUAGGACAGAGCUCUGGAAGGGGUUUAUUUGAAACUUGCAAGUCCUUUGACAGUGUGGAUUUGCACUUGAAUCAAAAUAAGACACUCUAGUUGGAUACUGUGGGAAUGGGAUUGUGAAGAACACAAAGGACUCUAACUUCUGUAGGUCUGCAAAAAAAAAAAAAAAAAAGACUGACUGCUCCUUUAGGAUGAGCCCAGACUCCAUCUGUCAGAGAGCCUUACCCUCCACUUUGUGUUUGUCUGUCAAUCCGUCUCUCCCUUUGAACAUUGGGAACUGACAUGGAAGAGCAGCCACUUUUUGAAUAUGGAACAUUCCAGAAGUGAGCAGGGAGGUAGCAAGGACGGGUUAGAAAGGAACUUUUGUAGGAAAAACACUUUCCAUAACUAAAGCUCAGUUCCAGCUUUCUCUCUCUCCCCUCUCACUUGACAUGUCACAUGUGCUUUUUUCAUCUGUUUCACUUUUUCUUCUCGCUGCGCUUUCUCUCUCUCUGGCUGUGGGACAUUAUGAGGCCUGAGUUGAACAGAAGGCCCCUGUCAACACAGGAUCACUGGUGGGUAUCUUGUCACAAUAAAGAGGGCUAUCUUAGUCACUGGAGCGUGAAACCCUGCCUUGAGCUUCUUUAAUCUGAAAAUAUUAUAGUAAAGUGCCAUAGAUCUGUGAGCGUUCCCCUCCUUAUGUAACUCAGGGUCCUUGUGACACUGCUCAAAAGCUGCCGUUUCCUGUUGUAAUGCUGGACCACAAAGCCAAACCAAAAGUCUCCUCUGUAUUUUAAUUCACAGUGAGUGCCACAGAGGCUUAGACUCGGGCUUAGUGUAAAUUAGAGAAACAAUGGAGACACAUUGGCCUGCAUUAACUAUAAAGCAUGGUGUUACUACAGGAAACCAAUGGU
Messenger RNA from Scomber japonicus (chub mackerel), 2447 nucleotides. It is a transcript of the gene cdc42ep4a, whose product is annotated as CDC42 effector protein (Rho GTPase binding) 4a. Lineage: Eukaryota; Metazoa; Chordata; Actinopteri; Scombriformes; Scombridae. The record is from RefSeq and is a predicted model, not a curated record. The transcript is spliced from 2 exons. The coding region runs from base 477 to 1532 and encodes 351 amino acids.